This is a messenger RNA of Epithele typhae, 846 nucleotides long. RefSeq names its product ubiquinol-cytochrome c reductase iron-sulfur subunit. The transcript is spliced from 4 exons. Gene Ontology annotation, molecular function: quinol-cytochrome-c reductase activity; 2 iron, 2 sulfur cluster binding. The coding region runs from base 1 to 846 and encodes 281 amino acids. The record is from RefSeq and is a predicted model, not a curated record. Lineage: Eukaryota; Fungi; Basidiomycota; Agaricomycetes; Polyporales; Epitheliaceae. Gene Ontology annotation, biological process: mitochondrial electron transport, ubiquinol to cytochrome c. Gene Ontology annotation, cellular component: membrane.
AUGGCUGCCGUCCAGCUCACGAAAAAGGCCGUCACCGUCCCGUGCACGGUGCGCACGCUCGCCUCGGGCGUGCCCCUCGCGCCCCUCGUCUCCUUCACCGCCCGCCAGCCCGCCGGCCACGGCCACGAGGACCACGCGCACGGCGAGGUUGGCCCCCGCCACGACGUCCCCGCCCGCUGGGCGGGCGGCGUCUCGCGCACGUCCGCCGGCCUCGUCUCCAAAUCGUUCCCCUCUGCCCGCGCGACGGGGAUCUACCCCAAGGCGCUGCUGCACACCUCCGCCGUCGCGCGCGACGCGCCGCAGGUGCCCGACUUCUCUAAGUACGAGGCCAAGGACCCGGGCGCGAACCGCGGGCUCGCGUACCUCAUGGUCGGCUCGCUCGGGCUGCUCUCCGCGACCGCGGCGAAGGCGACGGUGACCGAGUUCCUGUCGACGAUGGCCGCCUCCGCGGACGUGCUCGCGAUGGCCAAGGUCGAGGUCGAGCUCGGCGCGGUGCCCGAGGGCAAGAACGUGGUCAUCAAGUGGCGCGGGAAGCCCGUGUUCGUCCGGCACCGCACCGCGGACGAGGUCGCGGAGGCGCGCGGCGCGGACUGGAAGGCGAUGCGCGACCCGGAGAGCGACGAGGCGCGGACGAAGCAGCCCGAGUGGCUCGUCAUGCUCGGCGUGUGCACCCACCUCGGCUGCGUGCCCAUCGGCGAGGCGGGCGACUACGGGGGCUGGUUCUGCCCGUGCCACGGCUCCCACUACGACAUCUCUGGGCGCAUUCGCAAGGGACCCGCUCCUCUCAACCUCGAGAUUCCUCAGUACGAGAUCAACGACGCGGAGGGAAAGCUGGUCAUUGGUUGA